Molecule: messenger RNA, 267 nt
Organism: Rodentolepis nana
Lineage: Eukaryota; Metazoa; Platyhelminthes; Cestoda; Cyclophyllidea; Hymenolepididae
Source: the annotation of a GenBank genome assembly
AUGCUUGAUCCUUGCCCACAAAGUCGCCUGAUCUCGCCUCAUCUCAUUAUCACCUUUUCAGAUGCUCAAUCCACAAACGAUAUACGGCGUAUUAACGACGCUAGCAACGUGGUUACCGAUACGAUGUCCCGGAGGGAAUUGAAUCAAAUCUGUCAUCUCGAUCUGCAAGCCCUGGCGUCCGAACAAAAGUCCGAUCCGGAGUUUAUGGAGAUCACGACUAACCCUACGCUUAUUCCUACCGGACUCCGAAACACUUACCCACUGUGA